Molecule: messenger RNA, 2903 nt
Organism: Gadus macrocephalus (Pacific cod)
Lineage: Eukaryota; Metazoa; Chordata; Actinopteri; Gadiformes; Gadidae
Gene: abcb6a
Product: ATP-binding cassette, sub-family B (MDR/TAP), member 6a
Biological process (GO): heme transport; transmembrane transport
Cellular component (GO): membrane
Molecular function (GO): ATP binding; heme binding; ABC-type heme transporter activity
Source: RefSeq, a predicted model, not a curated record
AUCACCGAGUCAUCGAUCGCUCAGCGUUUCCCAGCAAAGCAACUGGAGGGGCGCUUAUAACACGAAGGACAAUAAGAGCGGAGCAGCCGGGCAAUGCCAGGGCUAGGUUAAUAUAUCGCCAGGAAUAGACAUGCACGUCCAAACAUUGAAUCGCCUGAGGGACUAAGAGACAAUUAAAGCCACUUUACAAAACCAGCGUACCCUUUUUGAGUCAUGUCUGUGCUGCGGAGCUACUGCGAGUCCAACUCGUCCAUCUCCCAGACCUGGGUGGACCGGGGCAUCUCGCCCUGCUUCUACUUCACCCUCCUGCCCUCCGUCCUGCUCACGGUCACCUUCUUCCUGGGCACGCUCCACUGCGUCUUCUACCGUCGCUAUGGCACGGCCAUGGAGCCCAAGUUCAUCCCGCGUUCCUGCCUGUACGCGCUCCAGCAGGCGCUGUCCAUCCUCCUCAUGGUCCAGUUCCUGGGCGGCGCCAUAUGGCGAGCGUCCCGCGGCGACGCGGAGCUGCCGGGGUACGUGGUGCUGUACGGGGUCCUCUCGACCCUGGGCUGGUGCUACGCCCUGGCCCUGUUGAGGGUGGAGAGGCGGAGGGCCCUGUUGAUGGAUCGGACCCGGGGCCACAGCGCGGUGCUGCUGCUGCUGUGGGCGCUGGCCUUCUGCGCGGAGAACCUGGCCUUCGUGUCGUGGUACAGUCCGCACUGGUGGUGGGGGCUGGACACCCAGAGAGACCAGGUGGAGUUUGCCCUGUGGCUGAUCCGCUACCUGGCCACGGGCGCGCUCUUCUUCCUGGGUCUCCGAGCUCCGGGGUUGCCACGGCGACCGUACAUGCUGCUCAUCAACGAGGAGGAGCAUGACGUGGAGAGCCGGGCGCAGGGGGGGGAGGAGGAGGAGGAGAACCAGUCGACGUGGCAGGGCUUCAGGAGCAAGGUGAGGCUGCUGCUGCCCUACAUGUGGCCCCGCGGGAGCGUCCUCCUCCAGGGCUUGGUGCUGCUCUGCCUGAGUCUCCUGGGGGUGGAGCGGGCCAUCAACGUCUUCGUCCCCAUCUACUACAAGAACAUCGUGAACGAGCUGACUGACGGCAGCAGCUGGCGAAAGCUGGCCACCACCGUCUGUGUCUACGUCAUGCUCAAAUUCCUCCAGGGCGGAGGAGCCGGCGCCUCGGGCUUCGUCAGCAACCUGCGCUCCUUCCUGUGGAUCCGGGUGCAGCAGUACACCAACCGGGUGGUGCAGGUGAAGCUGUUCGGCCAUCUGCACUCCCUGUCGCUGCGCUGGCACCUGGGCCGCAAGACGGGCGACGUGCUGCGCAGCAUCGACCGCGGCACCUCCUCCAUCAACUCCCUGCUCAGCUACAUCGUGUUCAGCAUCGCGCCCACCAUGGCCGACAUCGUCAUCGCCAUCAUCUACUUCGUCACCAACUUCAACGCCUGGUUCGGCCUGAUCGUGUUCGUCUGCAUGACGCUGUACCUCACUCUCACCAUCAUCAUCACAGAAUGGCGGACCAAGUACAGAAGGGACAUGAACUUACAGGACAACGCUGCCAAGACGAAGGCGGUGGACUCCCUGCUCAACUUCGAAACGGUGAAGUACUACAACGCAGAGAGCUACGAGGUCAACCGCUUUGAGGAAGCCAUCUUGAGAUACCAGGGGUCGGAGUGGGACUCCCAGGCCUCGCUGGCCCUCCUCAACCAGACCCAGAACCUGAUCAUCGGGUUGGGACUGCUGGCCGGCUCCCUUCUCUGCGCCUACUUCGUCACCGAGGGCAGGUUUAAGGUGGGAGACUUUGUUCUGUUUGGGACCUACAUCAUCCAGCUCUACACACCUCUCAACUGGUUCGGAACCUACUACAGAAUGAUCCAGAACUCAUUCAUCGACAUGGAAAGCAUGUUCAAGCUCUUUGAAGAGGAAGAGGAGGUGAAGGAUUGUCUGGGGGCUGGGGACCUGCAGUUCAAACAGGGGAAAGUGGAGUUUCAAAAUGUCUACUUUAGCUACAUCAAUGGGCAGGAGAUCCUGAAAGACGUGUCCUUCACCGUGAACCCGGGCCAGACCCUCGCCUUGGUGGGCAAGUCAGGGUCGGGGAAGAGCACCAUCAUCAGGCUGAUGUUCCGUUUCUACGACGUCCAGGGAGGCAACGUUCUCAUCGACGGCCAGGACAUCGCCAAGGUGAAGCUCACCUCCCUGCGGUCUCACAUCGGCGUGGUGCCCCAGGACACCGUCCUGUUCAACGACAACAUCCGGGAGAACAUCCGCUACGGCCGCAUCUCGGCCAGCGACGCGGAGGUGGAGGAGGCGGCCAUCGCCGCCGACAUCCACGACAAGAUCAUGGGCUUUGCUGAGGGCUACGACUCCCAGGUGGGCGAGCGGGGGCUGAAGCUGAGCGGGGGGGAGAAGCAGAGGGUGGCUAUCGCAAGAACCAUCCUCAAGGCGCCGCAGAUAGUGCUGCUGGACGAGGCCACGUCCGCACUAGACACCCAAACGGAGCGCAACAUCCAGGCCUCUCUUGCGAAGGUCUGCGCCAACCGCACCACCAUCGUGGUGGCUCACAGGCUGUCCACCAUCAUCGGAGCCGACCAGAUCCUGGUGAUCAGUGACGGGCAGGUGGCCGAGCGAGGAAGACAUGAGGAGCUGCUGGACAAGGGGGGCUUGUAUGCGGAGAUGUGGCAGAGGCAACAGCAGGAGGACUCUGACUCUGACACAGAGGCCAAGGACCGCAUCGAAAAGCUCCAACCCCCGUCCAGCUCAUCGGGUCAUCACCACGGCCCCCACUAAACCAAACCGCCCCACGAAUGUUUGUUUGUGGGUUUGUUUUAUGCCUUGUUCUUAAACGGUGUGUGGUUUUAAAGGGGACCCGUUAUACCACCAGUGUGAGUGUGAUUAGCCUUACAAGCUGUUUCGAGCGGGCAGAU